GUGUCUCCUUCUGUGCAGGUGCGGAUCAAGCAUGGGCAGCCCAGUGCGGACGUGAAGGAAGGCGGAGUCCGGCUGCGAAGAAAGUGGCGGGGAUUCGGUGAGCAGGGGCAGUGGACGUGCGGUGACAGCCAUCUCACGGCAACUCUGAAGCUAUGGCGUUCGCAGGGCUCAAGAAACAGAUCAACAAAGCCAAUCAGUAUGUCAGCGAAAAGAUUGGCGGAGCGGAGGGUACCAAAUUCACAGACGAGUACAUGGAAAUGGAGAGGAAAAUAGACUUGACCAGCGAGUUAGUGGAAGAGCUGAUUGUAAAGACGAAAGAAUACCUCCAGCCAAAUCCAGCAUCCCGAGCGAAGCUGAUGGUAAGCACGAAACUCCGAGGACCGGGAAAAACUCAUGCAUAUCCUCAGCCGGAAGGCGUGCUCGGAGAAUCCAUGGUCAAGUACGGCACUGAUUUGGGCGAGGAGAGCCCCUUCGGUCAGAGCCUGAUCGAAGCUGGAGAGGCCCUGAAGCAGCUGGCCGACAUCAAGUAUGCCCUGGAAGAUAAUGUGAAACAGAACUUUCUUGAGCCCCUUACCCAACUCCAAAACAAGGACCUUAAGGAUGUUUUGGUGAGCCUUGUCAUGUGUACAUGAAUAUACAUGCAGGAA
Messenger RNA from Rhipicephalus sanguineus (brown dog tick), 647 nucleotides. Its product is annotated as endophilin-A-like. Lineage: Eukaryota; Metazoa; Arthropoda; Arachnida; Ixodida; Ixodidae. Gene Ontology annotation, molecular function: protein binding. Gene Ontology annotation, cellular component: cytoplasm. The coding region runs from base 153 to 632 and encodes 159 amino acids. The record is from RefSeq and is a predicted model, not a curated record. The transcript is spliced from 6 exons.